CGCCUGGCCGGAAGCGGCGCGAUGGCGGCCCGAGCCCGGCCCGGUGCGGCCGCGGCCCCGGUUCCCCGCGGCCCCGCGGGCUGAGGCCGCGCCCGCCCGGUGCCCUCUCCGGUGCGACCCCCGCGCCUGACACCGCCAUGGCGCUCAUCGAGGGCGUCGGCGAUGAGGUGACGGUGCUGUUCGCGCUGCUGCUGGCGGCCGCCGUGCUGGGGCUCGCCUGGGCCUCCACGCGCGCCCCCGAGCCCGCGGCGCCGCCGGCUGAGGCGGCCCCGAGCACGGCUCCCGCCGAGCGCAAGGCCUCGGCCCCGGCCCCGAGCCCGGCCCCGGCCCCGGCCCCGGCCGAAGGAGCGGCGGCCUCCGAUGAGGCGGCGGGGCCGCGGCACCGGAGCCCUCCCGCGGCCAGCGCCGAGGGCCCCGCCGAGCCCACGCUGGUGCUGCGGCUCAAGUUCCUGAACGACACGGAGCGCCUGGCGCGGGUGCGCCCCGGGGACACCGUCGGGGCGCUCAAGAGGACCUACUUCCCGGGGCAGGAGCAGCAGGUGCGGUUGAUCUACCAGGGGCAGCUGCUGCGUGACGAUGCCCAGAGCCUGGCAGGGCUGCACCUGGGCCACCUGAGCGUCCUGCACUGCCACCUGUCCCCGCCCAGCGCGGCCCCCACGGCUCCCGGCACCCCCGGUCCCCGCAGCCCCGCGCCCGCCGCGCUGGGCGUGGGCAGCCUGGCGCUGCCGCUCUUCGUGCUGCUGCUGGCCCUGCUCUGGUACCUGCAGCUGCAGCACCGGCACGUCUUCACCGCCACCGCCACCACCUGCCUGGCCGGCCUCACCCUGCUCGUCACCUUCGUGGCCUUCGCCAUGUACCGCAGAUAGCGCGGCCCGGACCAGCACCGGGGACACGCGAGACCUGGAGCCACACCUGGGACCCUCAGAGCCUGCCCGACCCACCGGGGACGUGGAGGACUCUGCAUCCAGCCCCCUCAGCAUACUGGGGGCACGUGGGGCCCGCCUGCUGCAGCUGAAGAGGAGCGCUGGGCCCUGGACUGUGUCCCCGGGGGCCCUGGAGUCCCGAGCAGGCGCCCACACCUUGUCUGCACACAGGGGCUGUGUGGGAGUGGGGGCUCAGCUACCUCGGGGGGGGGGUCCCGGUGCCCCCUGUCCCUGCUGGCAGCAUGCCCCCAUGCACUCGGCGUGCAGGAGCCCCUCGGGUGCGGUCCUGCCCGAGCUGCUGGCCGUGCCCGCGGAGCUUCUCCUCCUGGGAAUACGGCCUGGCCCCUCCCUGGGGCAGCUCCCGAGGGUCCCGGUGCCCGGGGAGGGACGUGAGCCCUGGGGUGCCGAGGCUCCUGGUGCCGGCGGGAUGCGCUCCUGAGGUGCCUGUGCCGGGGGAGGAUUCGUGCCCCCCAAGCGGUCCCGGUGCCGGGGGUGGCUGCACUCCCACUGUCCCGGGGGUUCCCAUGCUGUGUUGGGGGGUCCCACCCCCCACCGCCGUUCCGAUUAAAGCGGAAAGACUGUGA
Molecule: messenger RNA, 1507 nt
Organism: Taeniopygia guttata (zebra finch)
Lineage: Eukaryota; Metazoa; Chordata; Aves; Passeriformes; Estrildidae
Gene: TMUB1
Product: transmembrane and ubiquitin like domain containing 1
Biological process (GO): ERAD pathway
Molecular function (GO): protein binding
Source: RefSeq, a predicted model, not a curated record